This is a messenger RNA of Saccostrea cuccullata (small rock oyster), 2038 nucleotides long. RefSeq names its product F-box/LRR-repeat protein 8-like. The record is from RefSeq and is a predicted model, not a curated record. The coding region runs from base 268 to 1464 and encodes 398 amino acids. The transcript has 2 exons. NCBI's taxonomy places the organism in Eukaryota, Metazoa, Mollusca, Bivalvia, Ostreida, Ostreidae. Gene Ontology annotation, molecular function: protein binding.
UCAAGGUAAAUAUGAGCAGGCUGACUAAUCGUAGGUGCCCAGAUCUAAUUUUGUAAAUGACAAACGAGAUAUGACCUUAUAUACUACAAAUCACCUCUUUUAUAGUAUAGAGAGGUACACUUAAAGAGACAUCCAUUAAACGACAUAGUGGACAGGUCCUGGUGGAGGGAAGCCUUUGCCAGCUCUCGGUCUAAGAAUGUCAGCUGCUGCUUUAUAGCCUACCUUAGCCAGUAAGGGUAAACCGAGCUGUAAAAUAAUUAUAGGUUAAUGAUGGGGGACACAGAGGAGGAAAAUUUCCUGUCCUGGAGUUCUCUACCUGACCAUAUUAUUGUCAAAAUAUUUUCUUACCUGAGCCUCCAUGACAAAUUCCAGGCAUCCUUUGUGUGUAAGUCUUGGAAUGACUGCUUCCAUUUCCCUGUGCUGUGGGCAGACUUUAUUUUUCUCAUUCAAGAUGACAGUGAUAAGCAGAUCAGUAGACACAAGAAGUGCCUGGAAAUGCAUGGUAGCCAUUUAAAGAAUGUUCUGAUGAAAAUUGAUCAAAGUAAACCAAAAUGCAGAUCAGCUGCCUGUGAUAUUUUGAAUGGCAUUGCUAAUUUUCCCAACAGGAAACUCUCUUCCAUAAAAAUCUACUUUACGGGUGAGAAUCCUCUAUUUUAUGCUGGUGCUGAAUUUGUGCAAUCUCUUAAAAAAUUAUUUGGGUGCAAUCCUGAAGACAUUGAAGCAGCUUCAACGUCUUUAGUCAAUGUUGACCUCAAUGGAAUGCCAGUUCCUUUUAAUGAUGAGGUGAUUAACCUAUUGUCCUCCAACCAUCCAAACCUGGAGAGUCUAAACAUUUUAAACAAAGUCUUAGUGUGCAAAGUAUCGCCAGAUUCCAUACUGCAAUUAGUCAGAAAAUGCAGGAAGCUGAAAAAGCUGUUUUUGUUCCACUGCAGUAUGUCUGACGAGACUUUGGUGGCCCUGGCAGAAGACAGAAGAGCUCCACUGGAAGAACUUGGAAUUUCUUGUCGAAGAGAACAGAAAUAUGGGAGUGACCUAACCUCUGAGGCAUGGCAACAGCUGGUGAGGAAGUUACCUGAACUGAAAGUGAUGCUGUCUUUUGACCACACCUGUCCACUGCAUCGGGUCUCCCAGAUCAUGAAACCAGAAAUCCCCGUCCAUGUUCUGAAUCUGCAGACCUUUACUAUGAUUUACGAGGAGGUUAACCAGGCUACGUCCUAUUAUAAGAACACACUGGAGGUGGUGGUUCUACAAACAAGGAAUUCCCCAGAGCUGGGGACAGCCCUCGUCAACCUGGCCAGGAACUGUCACAAGCUACACACUCUGAUUGUGUACUGUGUACUGAAGAAAGAGGUAGUAGAGGAAGUUCUGGCACUGAGGCCAAAAAUGAAAGAAGAUGGAACUUAUAUCUUGAAGUGGAAGCCUCAGGCAGAACCUUGGGUUGUUGGGUUGGAAGAAGGGGACUGAGGUUGUUAAACGCUGUUUAAGUUUAUUUCAUAUAUCUGUAGCUUAAUCUAUAUAGAUAGGAUUUGCUUAUUGGAUGUUUAUAAAUAAAUUUUAUGUCUACUUACAACCUGAUUAUUGUUUAAUGAUAUUUAUUUACAUUUUUUUUAAUGAAAUAUACAUGCAGAUACUAGUAUAUAAUAUCAUACUUGUUUAUUAUCAGCUAGUCUUGUACUUUAGAGAAGAAUAUAGAGCUACCUUUUUUUAUUUUGAAAGAUAUUUUUACAAUAUAUUGUACAAUUUAAGUUUUCCACCAGAAGACACUAACUUAACAUCCAAUAUUUUGUUGAAUAUUUUUUUCAGUUCUGACCUCUGUAAUACAGUGCCAAAUUCCUCAAAUUGUAGAUAAUGUUGAAAUGAUGUUACAUUGGUCAAGACUGAUCAGUUAUUAUUUGGAAUGAACCAAAUGGAAAUAUUCAAUGCUUAUUUAGUGGUUGUGAUUUGGACUGACUAUGUUUAUUAUUUGCUGCUUUUAAGAACCUUAGAUCUCUUAGUCGUAUAAGAAGAUAAUUUGAUCAAUUAUGGAAUAAAGAUAAAU